AUGCCGUCAUCUUGGGAUCAUCGGAUGCGGGGCAGCAGCAGGAAGCCAUCGAAGCCAGGGUGCCGGCCUGCUGUGCUGCGCACCGACCGCCUUCCUCCACCCGCCCCUCCCUCCACCACCCCGCCUCCCCUGCUCCCACCUUCUGCACCACCUGCUGCACCCUCUCGCCCCAAACUCUCACUUUCACUCGCUCUGCCAUGCUGCCACGCACUGCCAACUGUCACACCCUCUGCUGCCGCUGCUGUUGCGCUUUCAUGUGGGCGAGGGCUCAUCUUCCCCUGGCCUGCUGUUGCGCUUUCAUGUGGGCGAGGGCUCAUCUUCCCCUGGCCUGCUGUUGCGCUUUCAUGUGGGCGAGGGCUCAUCUUCCCCUGGCCUGCUGUUGCGCUUUCAUGUGGGCGAGGGCUCAUCUUCCCCUGGCCUGCUCUUGCGCUUUCAUGUGGGCGAGGGCUCAUCUUCCCCUGGCCUGCUCUUGCGCUUUCAUGUGGGCGAGGGCUCAUCUUCCCCUGGCCUGCUCUUGCGCUUUCAUGUGGGCGAGGGCUCAUCUUCCCCUGGCCUGCUCUUGCGCUUUCAUGUGGGCGAGGGCUCAUCUUCCCCUGGCCUGCUCUUGCGCUUUCAUGUGGGCGAGGGCUCAUCUUCCCCUCGCCUGCUCUUGCGCUUUCAUGUGGCCGAGGGCUCAUCUUCCCCUCGCCUGCUCUUGCGCUUUCAUGUGGCCGAGGGCUCAUCUUCCCCUCGCCUGCUCUUGCGCUUUCAUGUGGCCGAGGGCUCAUCUUCCCCUCGCCUGCUCUUGCGCUUUCAUGUGGCCGAGGGCUCAUCUUCCCCUCGCCUGCUCUUGCGCUUUCAUGUGGCCGAGGGCUCAUCUUCCCCUCGCCUGCUCUUGCGCUUUCAUGUGGCCGAGGGCUCAUCUUCCCCUCGCCUGCUCUUGCGCUUUCAUGUGGCCGAGGGCUCAUCUUCCCCUCGCCUGCUCUUGCGCUUUCAUGUGGCCGAGGGCUCAUCUUCCCCUCGCCUGCUCUUGCGCUUUCAUGUGGCCGAGGGCUCAUCUUCCCCUCGCCUGCUCUUGCGCUUUCAUGUGGCCGAGGGCUCAUCUUCCCCUCGCCUGCUCUUGCGCUUUCAUGUGGCCGAGGGCUCAUCUUCCCCUCGCCUGCUCUUGCGCUUUCAUGUGGCCGAGGGCUCAUCUUCCCCUCGCCUGCUCUUGCGCUUUCAUGUGGCCGAGGGCUCAUCUUCCCCUCGCCUGCUCUUGCGCUUUCAUGUGGCCGAGGGCUCAUCUUCCCCUCGCCUGCUCUUGCGCUUUCAUGUGGCCGAGGGCUCAUCUUCCCCUCGCCUGCUCUUGCGCUUUCAUGUGGCCGAGGGCUCAUCUUCCCCUCGCCUGCUCUUGCGCUUUCAUGUGGCCGAGGGCUCAUCUUCCCCUCGCCUGCUCUUGCGCUUUCAUGUGGCCGAGGGCUCAUCUUCCCCUCGCCUGCUCUUGCGCUUUCAUGUGGCCGAGGGCUCAUCUUCCCCUCGCCUGCUCUUGCGCUUUCAUGUGGCCGAGGGCUCAUCUUCCCCUCGCCUGCUCUUGCGCUUUCAUGUGGCCGAGGGCUCAUCUUCCCCUGGCCUGCUCUUGCGCUUUCAUGUGGCCGAGGGCUCAUCUUCCCCUGGCCUGCUCUUGCGCUUUCAUGUGGCCGAGGGCUCAUCUUCCCCUCGCCUGCUGUGCGUGUGCCUGGCAUGGCACUCUCAAUCGCCCGCACCCUGCAGCAAACCUUUUCUGCUGAGCUAGCAACCUUGGCUGCUGAGCUGGCAACCUUGGCGGUCGAGCUGGCAGUCAUACCAGUAGAGGGGACCGUGGUACCAACAGAGCAGGCAGCAGUGCCAGCUGCUGUGCCAGCAGCAGCUGCUGCAGCAGUGGAGCCAACAGCGCAGUGA
Molecule: messenger RNA, 1896 nt
Organism: Closterium sp. Naga37s-1
Lineage: Eukaryota; Viridiplantae; Streptophyta; Zygnematophyceae; Desmidiales; Closteriaceae
Source: the annotation of a GenBank genome assembly